UCAGUCAGAAAUUAGAAUAGAAAUUUUUAAAGAAAUUUUCCGCAAAUAAAUUGAGGAAAUCGUGUGAAGUGAUAUUAAAAUUAUAAUAUGGAAAAUUAAUAAUUGCUACAAAAAUUAUUUUGCUAUUUUUUUAACAUAAAUGAAAUUAAAAAAAAAUUUUAUUUCUUUAAAAUUAAAAUUUUAAUGAUUUUGAUAAGUGGCUUGGGUGAAAUUUGUGUGCCAUAGCAAAAAUGGAAAUUCCUAUUCAAGUGGCUGUUCGCAUUUUGCCUUGUAUGGAGGAUUCACCAUGCGUUCAAUCGAUACCAAUGAGCCCAAAUUUUUCCCCAAUUAAUGGUAUUAUGAAUAAUAUCGCAACUGGUAUAAUUCAAGUUGGAUCCCAUUCGACGUUUCCAGUUACUCACUAUCUUCCACCAAAAGUUCAGCAGACCCAAAUUUAUCACCAAACUGUUUAUCCGUUGAUUAGCCUACUGCUAGAAGGUUUUGAUGCAUCUGUUGUAACUUACGGGCAAAAAGGGACAGGAAAAACUUAUACGCUUCUUGGACCAGGUUUUGAUUGUAUUUAUAGUGAAGCAGAACAAGGUAUUAUACAGAGAUGUGUUAGAGAAAUUUUUUCCCAGCUGGCAACAACGCAUAGAGAACGUAGCUUUAUUAUUAAUAUAGGUUGGGUUGAAAUCAGAGGAGAACAUGUUAGAGAUCUCUUAGAAGUUGGAAGCGUCGUGUGUCAAUCUGUUACUGAUGUAUUCCAUUGGCUACAAAUUGGCCUAUCAAAUAAAACAGAUGAUGGAGCUCAUAAUUUGUUUACCCUUACCCUGGAGCAGCAUUGGGUCUCACAAGAAGGACUCAUUCAACAUAGAUUGUCAACUGCAAGUUUUAGUGACUUGUGCGGUACUGAAAGAAUGUAUAUGAUGAAUAGUAUGGACCAACAUUCUAGUAUACCAAAAGAUUUAGGAUUACAGUGCUUGGAAAGGAUUGUAACAUCAUUAACAGAUCCAUCGUUAAUUUAUAAUAAUAAUAUGAUUGAUUAUAAUCAAACAACUUUGACGACAUUAUUAAAAGAUUCAUUUGGUGGUAGGGCCCAAACUUUGCUAAUUUUGUGUGUGUCUCCAUUAGAACGGGACAUGAAUGAAACAAUUUUCAAUUUACAAUUUGCUUUUAAAGCCCAAUGUGUCAGAAAUUUUGUAAUAAUGAAUACUUUUUCUGAUAACAAUACACCUUUAUCUCCAGAUGUUAACGGAAAUAUUCCAGGCGAACAAGAUAUUCCAGUCAGUGGUAGUGUUGAUAAUUUUGGUAUUCAAUUUGCUGCAUCACAGUGGUUGAAAUUGGUAUCAAACGCUGAAGGACUUUUUACAAAGUUACUUGGAAAUAAGAGCGUUAUUGACGCUGAUCGUGAGCAAAUUGAGGAGUGGUUAUUCUUAAAGCAGGAAUGUGAAGAAUGUUUAAGUUCAAAUGAAGCAAUUCGACCACAAAAACCUUUGGGGCCUAUUCAAGAAACCGAGGAGCCUGAGGAGGUGAUUAGCGAACCUGAGACAUCAUGUCAGCAAAAUUCUGACAAUGAUAGCGAUAACGAAAGUGAAACUCAAGGAACUGAUUUUGAUGAAAAGAUCGAACAGUUAAUGCAAAACAUGAAGAUAAAGACUGAUAAUUUAAUUCGGACUAAAUAUGACGAUUUUAUGAAGUCCCAACCAAAAGCAGUUAUGGAAAGUAGUGAAAGUUUUAGACCGGAAGAAAGAAAAACUUCUUCGGGUUUGGGAGGGCGUCGAAGAUCUAUUCAACCGGGUGCAUCUCUUAGUAGUGCUGAGAUAGCAAUGCUUAGUCGCGUAGCUAGUCGAGGAGAAAACUUAUCAAAAUCUCCUGAAGAUUUUCUAGAAAGUUCUUCGGAACAUCAUCCAAUUCGUAUUCACAAUAGUCCGAUUGAUAAUUUACAAAAGAAAAUUCGUAAAAUCGAAACUGAUAUUGAAGCAAAACAACGACAAAUCAAAGAACUUGAACAAACAAUGUCUCUUAAACAAAAACUUAUUUCCGAUCUCAUAAAAAACAACGAUACUCGUACUACAGCCAAACAACGUUUUAAUAAGAAGAAAGGAAAAUUGGAGGCUGAAUACGAAAAAACAAAAAAACAGUUAUCAAAAGCCGUUGUAAAUGGACGUGAUAAAAACGAAGUUGAACGGUUGAAAGCCUUAACGUCUCAUAUUGAACAACGUCUUCAAGAUUUAGCAUCAAUCAAACACAUAGCUGGAGAGAGUGGUGAAAAAGUAAAAAAGUUACAAAAAUCUAUUCAUGAUUCCAAAAAACACAUCGAAGGGUUACAGAAAAAUCUGAAAAAAGAAAAAAAGACUAAGGAUCAAUUAGAGGCAGAACUAAAAUCUCUCAAAGAAAAAGAAAAUAACAAAUCAUCUAGUCUGGAUGAAAAAGGAAAAAAUUUGAAGCAAGUUCAAGCUAGAAUUUCUCAUUUAGAUCACGUUUUAAAAGAGAAAUCUCAAAAUUUGGAACAAUUUAAGAAUACCGAAGAACAGGAAAGCUUACGACACGAGAUUCGAAAUUUAAGAAGAACCAGGGAUCACCUUUUAGAACAAAGGUGUACAUUGGACCGCAAAUUAAAGAAGGAAAAGAUACUAUCACAUCGAGAAGAACGGAAGCUUUUAGAAUGCGAUGAGGCAAUAGAGGCUAUUGAUGCAGCUAUCGAAUUUAAAAAUGAAUUAAUAUGUGGCCGAAAAUCAAUUGAUACUAGCGACCGCGUUCAGCGUGAAAAGGGUGAACAAAUGUUGAUGGCACGUUUAAAUAAAUUAACUGAAGAAGAGAUGCGAACACUGUUAUAUAAGUAUUUUACGAAAGUAAUUGAUUUACGUGAUUCUAGUCGAAAAUUGGAAGUGCAAUUAAUGAAUUUGGAAAGAGAGCGCGAUGCAUGGGAAUGGCGUGAACGUGUUUUAAGUAAUGCUGUACGUCAAGCACGCUUGGAGGGUGAGCGUAAUGCUGUUUUAUUACAGCGACAACAUGAAACAAAGUUAACACUUAUGCUAAGACAUUUAGCUGAGGAAACAAGCACAAGUUCAAGUAGCUUUAACAAUGAUCGUAUGCCAUAUCACCAUCAUCAUCAACAAAUUGCCAUUGGAAACCAUUUAACUUCCCCAACAAGUCCUCAGUAUGAUAGUAGUGGCUUAGAGUCUACUGAUUUUGAUAUCGAUUUAUAUAAACAACAUGCAGUAGUUGCACCACACAAACAAUUAUUGAAAGUCAAGCACUCAGAUUUAGGAUUAUGUCCUUUGCCACCAGAUACUUUAACCAAAUAUAAACCUUUGGAUAAAAUAAAAGAAAAAGAUCGUGAAAGUAAAAAUAAAUUAUUUGCAAAAUUUCAAGUUUUAACACGUUACCAUGGCGGUGGAAAUUCAAACCAUCAAGGUAGUAAUGGGGCAAAUGAUAAAAAAUCAUCUAAAGGAAAUGAUUUACCUAUACCGGAAGAGAAUUUAAAACAAUUGUUGUCUGCCCCGCCAUCAACAAAGGUUACAAGACAAAAGAAUAAAAUAAUUAUUCAAGAUCCAUCUCGGAAAAAUUAAUCUUUUUUGUUUAAGAAAAGUCGCAUUAUGAUUUUAUAAUUCACUUAAAAAGAUGAAUGUAAUGAAACAAAAAAUCAUUUCAAAAAAUUAUUCAAUUACUUAUUAUCUAUGAUAAUCAAUCGUCUGACCGAUUUUCUUCACACAAUUUUCUUUCAAUUAUUCGUUUUUUUUUUUUUUUUUUGGGUACUUGGGUACUUAUUUUCUGGAUUUUUUAAAUAUGAUUUUUAUUAUAUAUUGAGUAUACAACGGUGUAUUCUUUAAGUUAAUGACAAAUUAUUGAGAAGAUAAAAAAAUUUUAUUUUAUUUUUUCAUGUGACACCAAUUUAGUUAUUUCAAGAAUUAAAAUAAGCGUAAGGUAUAAAAUACUCAAUUGUACUUAAAAGCAGAUUUUAUUGUAAAAUCGCAAUAUUUUCGAUUUAAAAUUUUUUGAUCUCGAAUUUGUAUUUUAAGGAACUACAUAUUUCUA
Molecule: messenger RNA, 4017 nt
Organism: Condylostylus longicornis
Lineage: Eukaryota; Metazoa; Arthropoda; Insecta; Diptera; Dolichopodidae
Gene: cos
Product: kinesin-like protein costa
Exons: 4
Coding region: 231-3551 (1106 amino acids)
Biological process (GO): microtubule-based movement; mitotic spindle organization
Molecular function (GO): ATP binding; microtubule motor activity; microtubule binding
Source: RefSeq, a predicted model, not a curated record